AUGGAGGAAAGGGCCAUGCGCGGGGCUCGCAUGGCAGCUGAGGAGAUUACGGUGUGGCUGUUCCAUCGCUCCGCAAACCCAGGGAUGUGGUUCGGCAGUGUUCCGUUUCAGGUACAAGCUAUUGAUGAUGCUCUCCCGGAUCGACAAGACUACGGCAAGCUCAUCGCAACUGUCCAGCGCGACGUUAUCAAGGAUCUAUCGAAUGGGUUCAAUGGAGUUCUAGGAGAUCGAUAUUCGGCAGCGAGCAAAAUGCUUUCCUAUGCACUCGCGUCAUCGGGGAUCUUUCAAUGUUCAGUAUGGUCAACGAGCCCCGGUCUCGGCGACAAGGCAUCGUUCCCAACUUUCUUCCGCCUAGUAGCCGACGACAACUUUCAAGCACUUGUUGUUCUCGAUCUCAUUCGCUCUCAGGGGUGGAAGAAGAUUGGCGUCUUGGUUGGAGAAGAAUCUUACGGGCAGGGGCUACUGGACAAGAUACGUUCGAGCGUGGAUUCGUACGGCAUAUCGUUGCUGGGGUCGUACACCUUUUACAUGGACGAUCCCGCCGGCGUCGAGUACCGAGUAAACCAGCUGAAGGAUCUAGGAGCAAGGAUCAUCCUGCUCUUCCCGAACGGGGAGGCCGACGCUGUGAAAGUGUUUCGCGUGCUCAAAGCGAAUGGCAUGUUAACAAAGGGAUUCGAGACCAAGUUUACACAAAGAUGGGGUGUUGCCCCCCCGUCCGGCGCUGUCGCAUGGUACGACGCAACGUAUGCAUUUGCCUACGCGUUCAAGAAGCUGAUGAACGAUUACGGUUACUCUGCAACGGAGAUAUCCACCAACAAAUGGCUCGAAAAAGGACUCAAGGUCAAUCAGUUCACCAACUUUUCCUUUACCGGCGCCAUGGGGAAAGCAUCCUGGCAAGCGAACGGGGACUCUGCAAACGCGUUGUUCCACGUCCGCAAUCUCGUUGGUUCUGAGUUCGUAGAGGUGGCGCUUGGCGAAGCUGGGGCACUAUCCCUUACUUCCAACAUCGUGUUCGCUUCAGGCCUUACUACAUCUCCGUCCGAUUCACCAACAUUGACGGAUCAAACCAUCGGAUACAAGAAGAGUGCUCCUGCCGUUAUCAUCGCCAUAGCUUCGGUCAUGCUUGUGAUUACCGCCGUGUCGACAGUGCCUCUCGUAUUAUUCCAAGUUCCAACGACGGUCUCUUGCAAUUCGUACAUGGCGUUGCUGACCGUCGGAUUUGGAACGGUGGUGGGGGGUAUUCUGGUCAAGUUGCGGAGGCUUUAUAGAAUUUUUGACAACCGGAUCGCCCAUCGACGCGCGUCCAGCAAUACGGAGCUCCUUGCUCAAUCCGGCGCCAUUCUCCUUAUCGAAUUGUUGCUUGUCUUCAUCUGGUCCGGCGCUUUCCCGCUUCUCGCCAACGAGCACAACGACCUCCGUUACGCUACCCAUUACUAUCAAUGCGCCUCAUCCAAUCAUGGCGCAGGGGAGGCCAUGAUGCUCGCCGUCUUUAUCUACAACGGCCUACUCGUGUUAGCCUGCUGCUAUUUCGCUUUCGCUACGCGGAACAUUUACUCAGCAUACAACGAGGCCAAAGCAAUUGGCAUCGCCAUUUACAACAUUCUGUUCUGCGCUCUCAUUAUCCUUUUGACAAGAUAUCUGACUCCGCUGGCGCCAGUGCCAUCCUUCCUUAUCAGGAGUUCGUGCGUUCUUAUCGCCGUUGGAGUUGCAUACUGUGCUCUCUGCGGAAGGUUCCUUUACGGACUAGCUUCCGACAAGACUGCGGACAGGGGGACGCCCGGCGACGAUGCGUUUGUUAAGGAUGGCGCGGCCAAUCGACGAGGGUUCGAUAGCAAGCCGACCGCUCUGCCCUCAGGAGUUAAAUCGGAACGCCUGCCCGUUCGCGGAUCCACCCGCAUUACCAGCAAGCAAUGGCGCAAUUUUACCGCUCAUAUCAUGCUCAAGCCCGGUCCACUCUUCGUCCUUGUAAAUGAGGAAGAGUCAGACAGAGCUCUAGCGGUGCCGCUCAACCAAGUUACCGUAGAGUUGAAAGACGAUCGGUUUUCAAUCCGCUGGCCGAGAGGGGAGGUAGAGGCUCAAGCCGAGAGCCCGCAAAGUGCGCAAGAUUGGGUGACCGCCAUUCGGUCCUUUACACGUGCCAACAGCUCUCCGCACGCAGCCACACCUGCGUCUAUUCUAUACCUUCUGGUGGGGAAACUUGUCAUGUGCAUCAACUAA
Fimicolochytrium jonesii is the source of this 2217-nucleotide messenger RNA. RefSeq names its product periplasmic binding protein-like I. Gene Ontology annotation, molecular function: G protein-coupled GABA receptor activity. Lineage: Eukaryota; Fungi; Chytridiomycota; Chytridiomycetes; Spizellomycetales; Powellomycetaceae. The transcript is spliced from 8 exons. The record is from RefSeq and is a predicted model, not a curated record. Gene Ontology annotation, biological process: G protein-coupled receptor signaling pathway; gamma-aminobutyric acid signaling pathway. Bases 1 to 2217 code for a protein of 738 amino acids. Gene Ontology annotation, cellular component: membrane; G protein-coupled receptor heterodimeric complex.